Messenger RNA from Solea solea (common sole), 1320 nucleotides. RefSeq names its product heparan sulfate glucosamine 3-O-sulfotransferase 2-like. The transcript is spliced from 2 exons. Gene Ontology annotation, molecular function: [heparan sulfate]-glucosamine 3-sulfotransferase activity. The record is from RefSeq and is a predicted model, not a curated record. The coding region runs from base 165 to 1316 and encodes 383 amino acids. Lineage: Eukaryota; Metazoa; Chordata; Actinopteri; Pleuronectiformes; Soleidae.
UCUGCCGCGUGAAGACCGCGGAGACGCGCUGGAGGCGCUCUUUUGACCGGUGACACAUAGAUGGAAGUAAGUGACAAGUUUUCAGAUUUCUCUCUGCUGUGGAGUCUCUCAACAACCUGGAAGAGCGGAUCAUAAAAUCAACUGGAAAACCAUGCGCUGUUGUGAUGCAUGGAGCGAUGGCAUGCGUGCUCCUCUUCACUCGACUUCUCCCCUUCUCGCACAGGCUCACGAGACCAUCCAUUGUCUUAUUGUCUCUUUUCCUGUCAUAUCUGUGCUACUGUGCACUCUUCCCUGUCUACACCAUCAUGCACAAGUCAGGUGAUUUGACACCGAGCUGUCAGCGCAUCCUGGUUGAUGGAGCCAGACGGCGCCUCCAGAAAUCCCUCACCUCCUGCGCGCUGCUGCUGGACGCGCGGCUGAGCGACGCGCGGCUGAGCAGCGCCAAUGCGGCGAGCCUCAGGAGAAGCGACCAACGACCUUUUUCCACUCUGAACAGCGCCAGGAACGACACGCCCAGUCCCAUUAUCAGCGCGAGGUUUGGCAAUAAAAAGUUGCCCAAUGCUAUCAUAGUUGGUGUAAAGAAGGGAGGCACGAGAGCGGUGCUGGAGUUUAUAAGAGUGCAUCCGGACGUGCGCGCGGCUGGAACGGAGACGCACUUCUUUGACAGGAACUAUGACAGAGGCCUGGAGUGGUACAGACGUUUAAUGCCAAGGACUCUUGAAAGCCAAAUCACAAUGGAGAAGACACCAAGUUACUUUGUGACAAAAGAAACACCACGCCGGAUCUCCGCCAUGUCCCAGAACACCAAACUCAUCGUGGUGGUGCGAGACCCAGUCACUCGUGCAAUAUCAGACUACACUCAGACUUUAUCCAAAACCCCUGACUUGCCCAGUUUCCAGGAGCUGGCCUUCAGGAACCAGUGCCUGGGCAUCAUAGACACGUCAUGGAAUGCCAUUCGGAUCGGCCUUUACGCUCUACACCUGGAAAACUGGCUCCGCUACUUCCCUCUGGCUCAGAUCCACUUUGUGAGUGGAGAGCAUCUUAUCACAGACCCAGCGGGGGAGCUGGCUCGGGUGCAGGAUUUCCUCGGGUUGAAGCGCAUCGUCACUGACAAACACUUCUAUUUCAACCGCACAAAGGGUUUCCCUUGCCUUAAGAAGCCGGAGAGGAGCGCCUCGCCCCGCUGCCUGGGCAAGUCCAAGGGCAGGACUCAUGUUCAGAUAGACAGGGACGCCAUCGAGCAAUUGCGGGACUUCUACAGACCCCACAAUAUCAAGUUUUAUGAAAUGGUGGGUCAUGAUUUCAGGUGGGAGUAAAGAA